Molecule: messenger RNA, 14689 nt
Organism: Homo sapiens (human)
Lineage: Eukaryota; Metazoa; Chordata; Mammalia; Primates; Hominidae
Gene: TPRG1
Product: tumor protein p63 regulated 1
Exons: 7
Coding region: 9318-10205 (295 amino acids)
Cellular component (GO): cytoplasm
Source: RefSeq, a predicted model, not a curated record
CUAAAGAGUUUAACAGCCUCAGUAAUUAAGCACAAAGUAAUACCUUACACCAAAGCCCUUUGCAGAAAGAGAAACCUGGCCAGGCGUGGUGGCUCAUGCCUGUAAUCCCAGAACUUUGCGAGGCUGAGGCAGGUGGAUCACCUAAGGUCAGGAGUUUGAGAUGAGCCUGACCAAUAUGGUGAAACCCUGUCUCUACUAAAAAUACAAAAAUUAGCCAGGUGUGGUGGCAUGCCCCUGUAGUCCCAGCUAUUUGGGAGGCUGAGACAGGAGAAUCGCUUGAACCUGGGAGGCAGAGGUUGCAGUGAGCCAAGAUCACGCCAUUGCACUCCAUCCUGGGCGAGAGAGCAUGACUCCAUCUUACAAAAAAAAAAUUGAUUACUUGAUCCUCCAUUAUAUGUCAAGUAAUGGAGGAUUUACUUUAAGGACACACUUGUGAAAUAGUCCUCUCUGUCUUUACUGGAAGCCAGGCAAACCUUAACCAUCAGGCCUUACAGAACCUGGAAUAGGAGUAUGGUCUGGAUUGAGCAGAUGUGCAUGGCUUGGUGUGCUCUAGGGACUGCAGGAGCUAGAGCACAAGGCUCUUAUUCUCGUGCUUCACCUUCCAUGUGACUCAACUAUUUUGUCAGUUUCUGCUUCCCUUAAGAUCUGUUUUUUUUUUAUGUUACCAAGGUGAACCAUUUACUUCAUUUUACAAUAUCUGGAGAGAAAUGGUCUGAGGCUGUUUAAUUACCAUAGUCCCUUGAGGAGUUUUCCUUCAAGUCACACCAUCGUUGCUGAUUAUCCUAUAUUUUGGCAACUCUUGGGCCAUGGGCACUUCCUAGUCCAAUCAGCUUUGGCCAGAGGCAGAUUCUACUAUACAGACAUGGUCAUCUCCAAAUUAGAGGGAACCCCCAGCUCCAAGUGAAGGGUACAUGUGGACGGUUUCCUUUAUAAAGGGAUGUGUGAUGGUGGGACAGGCAUGUCUGCUGCAGUAGGAAUGUUUCAUUUGGUAGAGAGGAAACAUAAGAAAAAGUAGGAUUGGUACCCACCAUUAUUAUUAAAAAGUAGGAUUGCUACCAGCCAUUAUUAUUAAAAAGUAGGAUUGCUACCCGCCAUUACUAUUAAAAAGUAGGAUUCCUACCCGCCAUUAUUAUUAAAAAGUAGGAUUGGUACCCGCCAUUAUUAUUAAAAAGUAGGAUUGCUACCCAACAUUAUUAUUAAAAAGUAGGAUUGCUACCCUCCAUUAUUAUUAAAAAGUAGGAUUGCUACCCUCCAUUAUUAUUAAAAAGUAGGAUUGCUACCUGCCAUUAUUAUUAAAAAGUAGGAUUGCUACCUGCCAUUAUUAUUAAAAAGUAGGAUUGCUACCUGCCAUUAUUAUUAAAAAGUAGGAUUGCUACCCGCCAUUAUUAUUAAAAAGUAGGAUUGCUACCCGCCAUUAUUAUUAAAAAGUAGGACUGCUACCCGCCGUUAUUUGCACAGCUACCUUAUGAAAGUAGUUUCACGUGUGUCUUAGAUCACUUUAGAGGAAAGAUAUCAGACAAAGAGACCUGAAAUAAAUGGGAAAAACUUUUGACUUAAAUGUAAUAUUCCUCUGACAGUGUACAACGUAAGUGGAGUUGGAAAUUAUGCCAGAGAGUGAGUUUGCCAUCGCCAGGCUUUUACAAAUGUCGUCAUCCCUAUGUAUUGAGCACUGUUUCAGUGUGCAGAUACUGGCUAGUACUUUUUUAAAUAAAGAUUUUAUUUUGAGUAACCUGGCUAUUAGUCAUAACCUGUCUUAAUUCACCUUCCCUAGAAGUAGAACCUGAGAAGGAAUUUGGGUGCAUGUGGUUUAUUGAGUUUACACUCUUAAAAAACAUCACCAAAGAAUGAAGAAAACAGAACAGAGAAGAGCUAAGCAAGAAUGUAAUCAUAGGUAAAAUGCAGUCUUAUUCUGAUUCAGAAGAAUUAUGUAAAAUUUGCACUGGAGAAUUGUUCCAAUCUGAGGCAAGGUAUCUUGGAUUUGUGGCCCCUGCAUCACUCAGUCAUUGGAUGUUUGGGGUGAGGGGUGGUGUCACUCCCCAAGUGUCUCGGGGUGAGCCAGCUCCCAUCAGCCCCAGGUAAUUCUUCCUAGAUCAAGUGUGUAAACUGUUAGCUGCAGCACCUGCCAUAGCCGGGAGAUGGGUAUCCAGCUGGCAAAUGGGAUCUGGGUGGAGCAUCAGCAGCAUCUGCUGCAGGCUUCCUUGAGUCUACCUCAGAGAGCUUGUUGCAGGCCAGAAACUCUGGCUCGUAUAGGCAAAAAGCAGAACUGAUUGGAAGGAAUAGAGGGCUGACUGAUCUGAGAGACAAGAGGACCAUAUCUGGACUAUGGCAGAAGACAAGGCAAUCUUAGAGGACUAAGAGGACCAAGUCUCAGAAGCCUGUCAGUACAGUGAGGGUUUUUAAGCAAUAAUUGCUGGCCAGGACAGCAUUUUGACUGGAUGCCACUGGACAUCAUUGCAGCCAUUCUAAGUGAGUUCCCAUCAUCUCUCCAAAGCCAGCCCUUUGGGUAGAAACACCCAAUUGGCCAAAUGUAGAGCACACAUUUAUCAUUAGCAUGCUUUAAAUGGAGAGAGGAUGAGGCAGCUGCUUUUUUCUUGGAUGGAAGGAAGGCAUUGCAUCUCACCAAUAACUCACAUCAUGCGAUAUUCUUCAGCAAUUGGAAAAGGAGUUUGAUGCUGAAGAGCAAAACCUGAGAGACAGCCAGAGUGUCUCCUGAAAGCUGGCAAAGUGAAGAUUAUUACCCUUAUUUUACGAUUAUAAAAACUGAGGCUCAGAGAAGUAAUUUUAUUCAUUGAUUCAGAGAGAUUAAGUUCAUUCAUUUGCCAAUUAUUUGUCGAGUGUCUGCUAUGGGCUGAGCCUUAUUCUAGGUCCUAGGGAUUCAACACUGAACAAAAUAGGCAAAAAUCCAUGGCCUCAUGCAGUGUACAUUUUUUUUUUUUUUGACAUGGAGUCUUGCACUGUCACCCAGGCUGGAGUGCAAUGGUGCGAUCUCGGCUCACUGCAACCUCCACCUCCCAGAUUCAAGCAAUUCUCCUGCCUCAGCCUCCCAAGCAGCUGGGAUUACAGGCUCCCACCACCACGCCUGGCUAAUUUUUUGUAUUUUUAGUAGAGAUGGGGUUUCACUAUGUUGGCCAGGCUGCUCUCAAACUCCUGACCUCAGGUGAUCCACCCGCCUCAGCCUCCCAAAGUGCUGGGAUUACAGGCAGGAGCCACUGUGCCCAGCCUGCAGUGUACAUUUCUAUGUGGUGUGUGUUGGGGGAGAGGGGGUUGAGACAAAAAAUAAUAGGUAAAUAAAACACAUAGUACAUCAGACGGUGACAAAUAUUAGAAAGAAAAAAUAAAUCAGGAAAGGUGAGUGGGUUGGGGUGUGGUGGCUAUAUUAUGGAGAUGUUUCCAUUUUAAAUAGGGCAGUCAAAGUAGUCCCUGCUAAAACAGUGACAUUUGAGCAAAGACCUGAAGGAAGUAAGGGAAUGAGCUAUGUGACUGUCUGUGGAAAUGUCCUAGGCAGAGCGAACAGCAGGUGCAAGAUGCCCUGAGGCCUGCAUGCAACUGGCAAGCUAAGGGACCCACGUGGAGGCUAAUAUGGUUGGGGAAGAGGGAGCAAGGGGGAGCCGCAGGAGGAAAAAGCCAGGAGGUGGCUGGGCCUGGAUCAUGGGGGCCUUGGAGCCCAUAAAAUGUUUUGAGGAAGGGAUUGACAUUAUUGGAAUUACAUUUCUAAGGGUAGAAGGAUGGACAGAAGCAGAAAAACUGGUUAGGAAGUUUCUGCAAUAAAUUAAGUAAGUGAUAAUAGAGUCUGGGAUUAGGGUGGCAGCUGUGGAGGUACUGAAAAAUAAUAUUUUUGCUAUGUUGUAGGCUGCACAGUGGCCCUCUAACAUGUCUGUGUCCUAAUUCCUAUAAGGCAGAGACUUUGCAGAUGUGGUUAGAGAUCUUGGGAUGGGGAGAUUAUUCUGGGUUAUCCAUGUGGUCCCUAUAUAAACAUAAGGGUCCUUAUAAGAAAAAACAAGCAGAGUUAGAAAGAGAGAAGGUGAUUAUUCAUAGAAGUCAGGUAUGGAAGUGUCAAGGGUCAAGGAUAUGGAUACAGUGAAAGCAUUCAUCGAUAGAUAAAUGGAUAAAGAAAAUAGAAUGUUAUUGAGCUUUAAAAAAGAGUAAAAUCCUGUCAUUUGUGACAACAUAGAUGAACACAGAGGACAUUAUGCUAAGUGGAAUAAGCCAAGCACAGAAAGACAAAUACUGCCUGAUCUCACUUAUGUGUAAAAUCUGAAGAUAUUGAACUCAUAGAAGCAGAGUGUAGAAUUUGGUUAGCAGGGGUUGGAGGGUGAGGGAAAUGGGGAGAUGUUGGUCAGAGUACAAAGUUUUAGUUAUGCAGGAUGAAUAAGUUUGGAGAUCUCAUGUACAGCAUGGUGACUAUAGUUAAUAAUACUGUAUUGUAAACUUGAAAUUUGCUGAGAGAGUAGAUGGUAAAUAGUCUUACCACAAAAUGAAAAGUAACUAUGAGAAGUGAUGGUAUGUUAAUGAGCUUCAUUGUGGUAAUCAUUUCACAAUGCAUAACUAUAUGAAAACAUCACAUUGUACACCUUAAAUAUAUACAAUAUUUAUUUAUCAAUUGUAACUCAACAAAGCUGGAAAAGGAAGAAGAGAGAAGGUGAUGUGAAGAUGGAAGAAACAGAGACAGAAAAGGUGCUAUGCUUGCUUCUGGCUUUGACGAGUGAAGAAGGGGCCAGGAGCCAAAGAAUGUAGUCAGCUUCUAGAAGCCGAAAAAAUCAAAGAAAAGGUUUUUCUCUUAGAUCCUCCAGAAGGAACACAGCCCUACAGAUGCCUGACCUCCAGAACUAUAAGUAAAAAAAAAAAAAAAUUAUGUUGUGUUAAGCCCCUGUGUUUGCAGUGAUUUGUUACAGCAGCGAAAGGAAACAAACACGUGGGUUUUGGAGUUAGAGUCAGUGAUGUUUACCCAUGGAUGAGACGCAGAGAGGGUCAGGGAUAACGUUACAAGUUUGUGAAGAGCAACUGGAAGGAUGGAGUGCCUUUUACUGGGGAAAACUUGUUUGGGGUGAAUUUAAGUCCAAGCCCCUGGCGAUACCCUUUCUGCUCGGGCUAUGCUAAGAGGAUAAACCAGGACAAAAUUCAUGGGAGAUGCACCAGCUUAGCUGGUCAGAUGAGUAUGUCCACUGUCAUCAUCCUUCCCCUAAUUUUACACCCUCUUUGCAGCCUCUAUCUAUCAGUAUUUCCUCGUUGUUCUUUGAUGGUAGCAGGCAGCACAGAGCUCAAUGAAAUUAGACAUAUAUUUCUUAUUUUAAGGUACAGCUGAGAAAAUGUCUAGGAAAUAAAAGUUGCUUUGAUGUAAGCUGCAUUAUCUGGAGGCUUGUUAAUGGUCUGUCACUGGGGUCCUCAGGUUGAGGAAUGGAUUCCUUAAAUUGAUAAUCACUGAAAUAGUCCCCAACGACCAUAGUGCUGCUUUGGUUAUCCUCAGCCAGUGACAAAAGUCAUACUAUUGUAGUCAAAGAAGCUAUGCCAGGGAGUUGGAGCGCCUGGUUUUGACUGGCUUUGCUAUUCACCUGCUGUCACUCUCUCUUUUUGAGCCUCAGCUUCCCCAUUUGUAAAUUGAGAGUGCUACAGCCAAUGUUUUCAAAGAGGCUUCAUGGGGCUGCUUCGCCUUGCUAUUUGUUAUGCAUCUUAGAGAGAAGCUUGAUCGAGCAUUAAGCCAUCCAGAUCUCAGCAUUGUUCUGUCUCAGGUCCUGAGGAGCAGGCACUGACCUACUUCUCCUGCCUUCUUUUCCCUGCUGUCCUAUUGGUCUUUAUUCUGACCCCAGACCUGUCAUUGCUCAGGAUGCAGUUAAGAGGCCUUACUUCUAUUCCGAGUGGCCAAUGACUCACAUGUCCACGGGACUGAGCAGUGAGGACAGGCUCCAUUCGACAGAGUCCAAGGCAGAUGGUCAUGCUUCCUUUCCAGAAUGAACAUCAAGUGCCAGGAACUCAGUGAGGGGCACUCUCCUUCUGACUUGGAGCUCUGUGAGGCAGCCACACAGGCCAGGUUCCGGCCACCUUCUGUUCUGGUUUGCCUAAUGAUGCUUUUGGCGAAAGACAAGGAAGAACAGCAAAAGCAAAGAAGGAAGCGAUUCAUCUGUUAAGGGAGCGUAGCAAGCAUCCUUGACCCUCCCGAAGGAAGUUUCCAUGAAAAUAAAACACAAGCAGAACACCAUGCUGUUGCCUCCCAGGAGGAUGACAAAUUUGUGGUAUGAAUGCCCUCCCUGUCCUCCUUCCUAAGCCACGCUGAUGAGUUGGGACCUGUAGGACCCAUGUGACAGGAGUUAUUAUGACUCCCUCCAUUCCUUCUCCUUCCGGCUGUAGCAAAUCUGGCCUGUCUGAUAGCACAAGACUGAAUGACUGGUGCUGAGUAUUAUACAAUGUAUGUUGUAGAGACUAACGAAGACUUAAAUAAAUAAGCAAGUGCAUUUAGCAAGUGCAUCCUUUUAGGAUGUUAUUUACUGUGGGACUUUAUAUAUGUCGCAUCAUUCUUUUGCUUCUCACGGGGAGCACGUUUAUCAAACAAAGAUUCUGGCCAAAUCUUUUAUAGUCAAAAAGAUAUUGAAUGUCAACAUCAUAGUCAUUUACCAUUGGAGGGUCCCUUAAACCACUUAAGACAGGAAAUAGAAAUCAUCAUUAUUUCCUGGCUUUCGAACUGCUCUUACCCUGUUUCACUUACUUAGUGCACCACACAGUCCUGUGGACUAGGUUUCACUAUUAUUCUCUUUAUGCAGCUGGGGGAACUGAGCGGUUGAGGGAUCUAAAGCAUUUUAAAAACUUGCAGUGGGGCUGGGCGCGGUGGCUCACACCUGUAAUACCAGCACUUUGGGAGGCCAAGGCAGGCGGAUCACCUGAGGUCAGGAGUUCAAGUCUAGCCUGGCCAAUAUGGUGAAACCCCGUCUCUACUAAAAAUACAAAAAUUCGCCAGGCGUGGUGGCUUGCGGCUGUAAUCCCAGCUACCCAGGAGGCUGAGGCAGGAGAAUUGCUGGAACCCGGGAGGCUGAGGCUGCAGUGAGCUAAGAUUGCGCCACUGCACUCCAGCCUGGGCGACAAAGUAAUACUCCAUCUCAAAAAAUAAAAAAAAAUAAUAAGUAAAUAAAUAAAUAAAUUGCAAUGGGAAGAGCAGACACCACUGCUCUUGAAAUAUCCUUCAGCCUUUCCAUGACUGUGGAGUUUCACCAUCCCCAGCCCAUCUCGUUCAGUUUGUCUCCAUCUUGGGUUCUGUCUCCUUCCUUCACUUCCUAGCUCUGCCGUUUUCGUUUUGCACUCCCUCAUCCGAAGUCUAAAACAAAAUUGCUCUAAUUUCACCACAGUUGUUUUGCCCACUUGUCUGAAGCUGUCCUCAAAAGUAUCUUUUCUAUCCAAAGAGCUCAUCAAGUUUUUUUUUUGUUUUUUUUUGUUUUUGUUUUUUUUGGUCUUUUUGCCCCAGACAAAGGCAAUUUUCCUCUUAAGAGGAAUUAUUCUGAAAGCUGUUAAAAAAGUGACAUUUGCUGUCUCCGGGAUUUUCUUUGGAGUAGCAGGCAGUUGUUCCUAUGAUCAUGAAGAUGUGCUCCUCUCACACCACAUGUGCACCCUGCUGCCCUGGGUUUGUGCCAUUUUGUUUUCACAACUUUUGGUUUCAAUGCUAAAUCAUAAUAAACUUGUAAAAAGUUUAACAUGAUAAUUCGUUUGAGCCAUACACAUAAAAAAAGACAGUUAUUUUUUUCAGGUUUUAAAAUGAAGAGAAAUGCAAGAGCAGACCCAACUCUGGGAAUUAUGACAGGUUUCACAAGGAAGGGGUCUCAGGUGUGUGGCAUAUCCUACCAAGUGGAGGUGGCAUUUCAGGUAGAGGGAAUAAGAUAGGCAACGGCAAAGAUGCAUAAACUAGCAUGGUAUGUCAAGAUAAUAGAGACGGAGAAUUGAGGCGAAAGUGAGAGAUGAUUCUGGAGGAGCAGGUUGGGAAGAGGGAAGGACAGAGUCCUAUCCCCUGUCCUUAUGAUCUCGUACAACUCCCACAUAAACUAUAGAGUACAGCACUAUCUAACGCAGCAAUAUUUGCUCGUGCUGAUGAUGUUAUUUUUGUGUUCUUGUUAUUACUAGCAAUCUGAAGUCAGCCAGGAGUCCCAAACUGGAAUGAUCUGAUUUCAGUGGCUGGUGUGGUUUAAUUCUCUGGCAUGUUGUUCUUAGUAUUAGGAGUGCAGUGUGGAAUGGGCAAUGAGAAAUUGGGCACCUGUUUCCAAUUUCAGGCACUGCAGAUUCAUACGCACAGUCCUGGGGUAAAGGUUUUUGAGGUAGAUAAUGCUUUCAUGGAGUGUUUGUGUAUGUGUGUGUGUGUGUGUGUGUGUGUGUGGUGGUGGGGGUAGGGGUUCACGAGCUGCAAAGAUCCACUGUCAUCAGUUUUCACGAGCAUUUCAAAGAAGUAUGUGUGUGAGGGGUUGGCUUUCUCAGAGAUUGUCACUCUAUGAUUAAUCUCAUAAUAAAUCCUAAAAUUCAAAUUCCAAAGGAAGGCCUUGUAUGGUGGAUGGUGUGUGGGUGGUCGGGGGGUCAACCGAAUGCUAAAGAGAAAGUAGGCAGAGCUGUUAGCCUGAGCUGAGAUGGGCUGCAGCCCUCCCGGAAGCUUAAGUAUGUCAGCACCUCUGGGAGAAUGGGUCAUGAGUUGACUCUUCUGAAGGAGAAACGUGGAGUGAAUGAAAAGAUCCCAGUCAAUUGGCAGGUUGACUAGAGAUUUGAUGGGGUGAUUUCUUCUUCACAGUGGGAAGAUGAUCUCACAUGGCAGUGAGGAGGGAAGAACCCUGUGCAAGUGAUUUAGAUGAUUGAAGAUAAUUUUUUGGCUGGGGAAAGAUGUGAUAAAAUUUGGUGCUCAGUAAAUCCCUCCUCCACUUUAAUUGGAAGUGUUGGGAUCAGCCAUCUAUUUUGUGCUGUUGUAAUUUUCUUUACUUCCAUUUAGGUUUUUCUCAGCAUUUAGUAAAUUUCAUUUUGAAUGUAUCAGCCUGUCUCAGUUGUGCAAAGGAAAACAAGGAGAAAGAUUAUGUUUACCUUGAGCUGAGAAGAAAAGAGGGAUAGCGUUUCUCUCUCAUCCUCCCCAACCCAACUCCCCAACCCAGGGAGACGGGGACUAGGCUUGGUGGCGGCUACAGGAAUCAAAAUAAAAGAACUCCAGGGAAAGGCAAAAGCUCAGAGGGAAGUGUUGGAAUGCUGACCUUGCCCCACCCUGUUUACCUGCCAGACCUGUUUCCAAGGAUACUCUUCUCUGGGGGAUGAAAAUUUAGAUCAUCACACGGAAAAUACUUAUCGUGUUCUUCAUAUUCAAGGCUGAAGAAAUGUCAACAAUUGGGAGUUUUGAAGGAUUCCAGGCUGUGUCUCUGAAGCAAGAGGGAGAUGACCAACCCUCUGAGACUGACCACCUAUCGAUGGAGGAAGAGGACCCGAUGCCAAGACAGAUUUCAAGGCAGUCAAGUGUGACCGAAUCAACUCUUUACCCCAAUCCUUAUCAUCAGCCUUAUAUCUCACGGAAGUACUUUGCUACACGGCCGGGGGCCAUUGAGACUGCCAUGGAAGACUUGAAAGGUCACGUAGCUGAGACUUCUGGAGAGACCAUUCAAGGCUUCUGGCUCUUGACAAAAACGGAUCCAUUAAGCCAGCACCAAGGAGAACAUCUUGACACUUUAUGGAAUUUCAAAAAGAUAGACCACUGGAACAAUGAGAAGGAGAGAAUUCUACUGGUCACAGACAAGACUCUCUUGAUCUGCAAAUACGACUUCAUCAUGCUGAGUUGUGUGCAGCUGCAGCGGAUUCCUCUGAGCGCUGUCUAUCGCAUCUGCCUGGGCAAGUUCACCUUCCCUGGGAUGUCCCUGGACAAGAGACAAGGAGAAGGCCUUAGGAUCUACUGGGGGAGUCCGGAGGAGCAGUCUCUUCUGUCCCGCUGGAACCCAUGGUCCACUGAAGUUCCUUAUGCUACUUUCACUGAGCAUCCUAUGAAAUACACCAGUGAGAAAUUCCUUGAAAUUUGCAAGUUGUCUGGGUUCAUGUCUAAGCUUGUUCCAGCUAUCCAGAAUGCCCACAAGAAUUCAACUGGAUCUGGAAGAGGAAAGAAACUGAUGGUGUUAACUGAACCCAUUUUGAUUGAGACCUACACAGGGCUGAUGUCAUUCAUUGGAAACCGCAACAAACUUGGCUAUUCCCUUGCCCGUGGGAGUAUUGGUUUUUGAGAGUCUUUUUGGUACCAUAAGCAUAUCAUCCACAGAUAUGUCACUUUGAAAAUUCCAGUUUGACCCACGCUAUUUUUGGACUGAAACAAUUAAUUAUUUUUAAAUGACGCUUUAUGAUUUAGAAAUUUAGUAUUUCCGAAAAUUUAAAAGCUUGAUUGGACUGAUAGAUACACACUUUAGACCUCAUACAAGAAUAAUCAAAUUUUCUUAAAACUAGAAAAUAAAUGCUGCUGAGCCUAUCAAAUACUGUUAUCAAAUGAGUGCCUGAUCAUCAACUCAGGAAAGAAGACUCUAAGUCCUGUUGCUUCAGCUCUCUAAAUGUAGGCUUUUUUUUUUUUUUUUUUUUAGGUCUUGGUCUUCAGCCCUCUUAUCCUGAUUUAUUCUCUCAUUGGGGUCUCACUGUCUCUAGUAUUUUAGCUACCACUUGAUAAGGAUGACUUCCAAAUUUAUAUUCCCAUUCCCAAUAUUUAUUCCAAGACUCAGUUUUGCAUUUCUGACUGCUAAUCAUCUAUAUAUCAGUGUCCCAGUGGCCUCUUAAUUGAGCAUUAUCAAAAUCCUGUGGUAUUUAUAUGGUCCCAGUUAUCCAUCCCUGAAGUCUGUCAAUUUUGAUUUCUCUAAAUUCCUUGCCAUGACAUCCUAUAUAUGAUCACAUCUCUAUACGGCUUAGCAUUGUAUUCCGAUGCCCAGAUGUCAAACUUGAAGCUCAUUCUCUUAUCAAAAUUGUUCAUGUAUUCCUCCUUUCCAUUCUUAUAGCUGUAUUAUUAGAUCAGGUUUUUAAUUCUGCUCAACCAAUUAUUACCACAGCCUGUUAAAUGGAAUCCCUACUCCAAGGCUGACUGUUUCAAUCUAUCCUACACUUGGUUUCUAGCUCAUUUACUUAUACCAUCUUUUGUUCAAAUAUAUAUUUUUUAAUAACAGACCUUUUUCUUCUAAAGAAAUCUUUUGUAGAAGCAGCAUAUACGAAGCAGAUAAAAGUAGGUUCAAUGCGGUUGGAGUGAAGAUGAGAAUGCCACAGGCAUCUUUCUUUCUAGGCCUCAGAGGUGCUGCAUAUGGAAUGUCCAUGGAUCGCAGAGGGUUUUGAAGACCAUGUUUUCAAAAACACUGUCUUAACACUCUAUUGUCAUUGCUCUUUUCCCUCUUAUUUCCUCUUUGUCUCUUCCCGACUUAGAUCUAAUUUUCAACAACCCAGGAAAUUAUCUCAUAUGUUUGCAUCUCUCAAGUUUCUUUUCUUUUUUCUUUCAGAGUCUUAUUUUAUCUAAAUUUAUGUAGAAAAAAAAGCUUUGAAUGUUGACUACAUAGACAUUACUACAAUAAGCUUUUUGCCUUUCCCAAGACUCAAAAUUGACACAUCUUUGUUGAUGUUUAAGUUGAAAUUCCAGCCAACUUUUUUUUGACUUUUAUGUGAAGUUUAAAGUCUUUUCUUUGAAAAGCUUGCUUCCUCAAUUUCAAAGAUUUGUCCUCUGAUAUAUUUAUAAACAUCAAUUUAAUGCAGACAUUCAAACCCUAAACCUUGAAUAACUCUUAUUUUAUUUUGUCUUUGUUUACUUCCAUUAAUUUUUUUUUCUUUCCCUCUCUUCCGCCUUUACAGCACCCACUUUUUCUUCCCCCCAUGAUGGCAAAUAUUGUUAUAGUCCCCAAGGCAGGGAACUUCUAUUCAGACUGUAAAAGGAAAUGUUGAAAUCCAUAGCUGUCCUGUCAACAGUAGUGGAAUGAAAAGUCGUUGGAUUGUUUUGGCACUGGUUCUGAAGCAGGCAUAAUUGGCAAAUUAUUAUAAUACUGCUGCCCGAAAAUCCCCAUUUGCCUCAAGAUAGUGGCAUUUAUUGGCAGAAGCCUCUGAAAUGUCCAGCACAUUCUUUUGAGUUACCAUUUAAGGAUCAGCCUGACAAUCGACUUCUCUCUGCACAUUUGCCCCCUUUGUAACCUAAGCCAGACUGUUCCCAAAUGACCUUCUAAAGGACACAGUGCACCAUCAUCAAUGGAAACAGUUCAGAAAGGAUGACAGGAGGGAGAUGUUUCUUAGUUCUGAGAGCCAGUCUGUAACAAUGGGAUAAGCAUUUAAUGGAAUCAAAGCUGUUUUGCAUAAAGAGUGAACUCAGAGACGACAAGAGGGUCUUUAUGAAUUCCCUUCACAUUUUGUAAAAACUGUCAUAUAUAGGCUAUCCCCUUAAUUGAUAAAUGGGAUCUAGAAAGCGGUAUUAUGACCAGAGGGUGAGAAGAUUUAGGAAUUUGGAUAGCAGUUCAAGAUAAGAAAGAACUUCUUAUAGUUAUAAAUUUUCAAUGAUGGAAUGGGUUGCUUCUUUAAACAGUGAGCCCACCAUCACUUGGUAUGUUCAAGGAAAGACUAGAUAAAGUCGAUAUUGUGAGAGGAAUUGCUGUAUGAUACCGUUUGGAGAAAUGAUUGACAUAAUCUUUUAAGGCCGGUGACCCUAUCAUUUUCCAAAUAAUUGUUGCUAGUACUUAGUUAAUUAGACCCAUUUUUUUCUUAGGAAAGAGUUGGAUCAAUCAUGGGAGACCCUGAAAAAUUUCCUUACCUUUCCUAAGGUUUAAUUUCCUCUUCUGCGAAAUGGAGACAAUUAUAUUACUUUUGCUUAUUUCAUAAAGAUCUUGUGAGGAUUCAAUGAAAUGAGGUUAAAUUCUUUUAUUAAACAGAAAGUUUUGAGUAUUUGCCUAGAGAGUGAUGUGACUUUUGCAGCAGAAGGUGGGAAAACAUCCAAGGGAACUACAUUUCCUCCAGAAAUUGUUUCUUCAUUACCAUCGACCUACUGAUUAUGGUUUUCUCAUUUUACACUUGGUGUUCUUACUUGGGAUCUUUGUCCUUAAGCUCAACAGGGAGCCACAACCCAGGGGACCUAUGUGUACACUUGGAGUUUUUAUCAGACUAUCAUUUGAACUUACCACUACAGUUUAGCAAAUGGCAUGAUGAGUUUGAUUGAUAAUAGGAGUAGACGCAAGAUACAUUAAGUAGAGUACAAAGCAUUUCAUAACCAAAAUGUCAUGGUUGGAGGUCUUCAUUAUUCGGUCUUUAUCUCAUUCAGGAAUUUCCACUUGAAAAAUCUCUGAUAAGCUUUAUUUCAGAAACUGCUUGAACAGCUCCACUGACAAAUGCCUCACUAUCUUCUGAUACAUCGUAGGCAGUUCUGAGGGUGAGAAAGUUCAAAGCAGAUAGAUGUUUUAACACAACAGGAGGACUUUUAAACAAUCACCAGGACUCACUCCUCGGUGGUCAAUUGGGCCUGUUUGGAGGCCUGACCUUUGGUCAUCUUAAGGUCAUCUAAGGCAGAAAAGAGAAGCUCACUUAUAAGUUGGCACUUCUGAAUCAUUUGCCUUGAGGUCCAUUUUUUAUUCAGCCUUUGUUUAAACCUUCUUAGGAAGCCAGUUUGUAGAGUUCUGGGGAUAAGAAGGCAGAAAAACCAUGUCAAUUCAGUGCUUUUAUUUCACAGAAAAUGAAGCAAAGGCCUAGAAACUAGAAAGACAUUUCUCAAAAAGAAGAUGGUGAACUUUUGGAAAUACUGAGAUUAGACUACAUUUUCCAAUUUCUAUCCCUAGCCCACUGCUCUUUCCAAUAUAAUAUCUGUAUUCCAUGGGAAAGACAUGCCAUCUGAAUUGAUGUAUCGUAGUUGUUGAGAUAAUUUUGAAAUGAGAAAACAAUAGGGCACAGUCGUUUGGGAAGAAUUUCCAGAAAUUGCCAUCAUUUUCUUAAAGGCUAAGGACACUUAUAGAGCUCUCCGAUUUCCUAUCUGAUAAAAAAAGCCCAAACAAAGCUGCGGAAGCUGGCAGAGCCAGCAGAUAUUUUGUAAGGCAGCUUCACCUCUGCUGGCAUUUUGUGGGGCAGGAGAGGGGGAGGGCAAAGGUAUUAAAUUUAGGCUUAAAAGCUCCUCAGAAAUUCUUUACACACAAGAGACCAAGUUGGAGAAAAGAAGAUGACUUGUGCCAAGGGGAAGAAAGAGAGAGACUAAUGCCUGUGGUUUUCAAAGGUUAACAACAACAUAAAAAAGCCAAGGUAUUUGCACAGGGAUGAAUGCUCAUUGGCUCUUGGCCAACAAUUAUACAAGGGCUUGUGCCCACAUCCUGUAGCUGUGGUUUAGGGACGCUGCUCAUGAGUGACUUCUUAUGCUUAGUGGCAGGAAACUUUAGUCACUGAUGUGUAAACUCACCUUUGGUCUGCACCUCCCACAACGUGCUCCGAAAGCAGUUAGGGGACUAGGCCUCUUGAUUUCCUUGUAGAUACCAGUUCCCCAGAAGCUAAGGAAAAACUCUGAGGCCUUGGAGUUACUGAGAGUGGACCAAUACUUGUCUUAUUCUACCUGAUUUUGGCAACUGCUUAGGGUUCUUCUGUAUCCACAAAAAGGAAUUAUGAUAUCCUCUGCUAAACCCUCUCUUUAGCCUCAAAGCCCAAGACCAAAAAAAAUGAGCCAUAUUUCAUUGCAGGCCUGCUGCCAAUGUGAAAUAUAAGGAAUAAAGUCAUGAGACUGCUUCUCAACCUA